Messenger RNA from Trifolium pratense (red clover), 1602 nucleotides. Its product is annotated as nuclear transcription factor Y subunit A-10-like. The transcript has 6 exons. The record is from RefSeq and is a predicted model, not a curated record. Lineage: Eukaryota; Viridiplantae; Streptophyta; Magnoliopsida; Fabales; Fabaceae. The coding region runs from base 130 to 1128 and encodes 332 amino acids. Gene Ontology annotation, biological process: regulation of transcription by RNA polymerase II. Gene Ontology annotation, molecular function: DNA-binding transcription factor activity, RNA polymerase II-specific; RNA polymerase II cis-regulatory region sequence-specific DNA binding.
AAAAUAAAUAUAAAUAAAGAAUAGAGAAGAACAUAAUAAUAGUACUUGGUAUGAAGGGAUUUGGCUUCUACUACUUCCAUUACACUUGAAGUAGUUAAAUUUGGAUAAUUUUGGAAGCUAGAGAUAGAUAUGGCUAUGCAACCUGUUUACCUUAGAGAACAUGAAGGUGUUGGACAAUAUUCUUCUGUGAAUUCAGCUCCAUGGUGGAGUAAUGCCUUUGGAUCACAAUCUGUUUAUGGAGGAGAGUCUUGUGGUCAAAUGAAACCAUUUUCAUUGGAACUUUCCAACUACAUAGAUCAACUUGCUCCUACUAAGCACUUGGCAAGAGGUGUUGAACAAUUGUUUGAUAAAGGACAUCAUACAACUAAUCAAUUUACCAUCUUUCCAGAUGACUGUAAGAUGUCUCUUGAUGCACAAACUCAUCAGGCAACCUUAUCACUGCAAUCAUCAUUUUCUGCUGAGCCGCAUAAUCGUUUCGAGCUAGGGUUUAACCAACCUAUGAUAUGUGCUAAAUAUCCAUAUAUGGAUCAGUUUUAUGGGCUGUUCUCGACUUACGGACCUCAAAUUUCGGGACGUAUCAUGCUUCCGCUUAGCAUGACAUCUGAUGAUGGACCGACUUAUGUGAAUGCUAAGCAGUACCAUGGAAUCAUCAGGCGCCGGCAAUCUCGUGCCAAAGCUGUGCUUCAGAAUAAACUGAUAAAGCGAAACAAGCCAUAUAUGCACGAAUCUCGUCAUCUACAUGCAAUGCGGAGGCCAAGAGGAUGCGGUGGUCGCUUCUUGAACACAAAAAUUUCUACUGAUGGAAAUGGAAAAACCGGGAGUGAGAUGAAGAAAAAAACCGGGGGCGGCCUACAACUGCAGUCCAGUGCUUCACAGAGUUCUGAAGUCCUGCAAUCUGAGGUUGGAACUUUGAAUUCGUUGAAAGAGACAAAUGGAGGCAGUCCAAAUGUCUCGGGUUCGGAGGUGACUAGUAUGUAUUCACAGGGAGGUCUUGAUAGCUUUGCUGUCAAUCAUAUCAGAUCUUCUGUCCACUCAUUGGGAGACAUGGUCGAUACUGGACACGGUAUCGUCAUGCCAACAAAAUGGUUUGCAACAGCUGUCACUGGCAGACAGCUGUUGCAACCUUAAAAUUUAAUACGGAAAGGAAACAAGUGGAUUUGAUGCAAUGUGAAAUUUUUUGCACCAAAUCCAUUCUUUCCGAGACUAGAUGAAGAAGCUAUGUCGCAGUUUCUUAUGUUUACUGCGACAAAUCUAGUUCCGGAAGACUACUUCUCCAUCUGGUGCUCAGGCAACUCAUUCUUGGCUUGUGUUUUGGCAACUCAUCCUUGGCUUAUCAUAUCAUAUAUUUAGUAGUAUUUUCUGUCUUUCUGCACAGACUCGCCGCGGCAUUGCUAGACAUGCUAAUGGCUUGGUAUCAUGAUGCAGUUAACUAUGAUGUGUCUGUUUGUGUUACAAUAAGAACAUGCAUUCUAGGUUACAUGUAUGUGUGUGUGUUUAAUCUUUGUCUACUAGUUGUGGUGUUUUGUAAUGGAUUUCUGACUUUAUGGAUCAAUUAAUGUAUUGUACGUUGUAACUCUACUAAGAAAUGUCUAUUUUAUUUCU